CCUGUAUGAACAACAAGUGUAGAGGACUGAUUUUUGCCAGCAUUAAUUAACAUGGUUUAAGAUUACUGCGGGACUUUAUGUUCCAUAAUGACAAAAAAAUAUUGAUUUCAUUGUGGAAGGAAAGAUGGGACACAGAAGUGGGAGAUACACUUUGAGAAACCCAAUUAACGGUGUACAGUGUUAAGGUUUGGAAUUGUGAUAAUGCACAAUUAAGAGGACUCACAGGAAAAAAACAACCACAACUGGACUGUUUAUCACAUCCAGAAUUAUAUGUGAGUCUAGUAAAACUACCCACCAACAAAAUUGUCCUUGUCUCAUUGUUCAAAAAGGUUUUCAUGAUGCUUCAAAACAGGUUAACAAAUCACUUAUCCUACUUGCUGAUUCUACUGCUAUUCUUGUCUCAAAUCCAGCAUUCUCUAUCAGAUCGAUUUAUUGUAAUUGCUACUAAAACACCUAUCAGCGCUACAAUUGGUUCAGACGUCAUUUUAUCGUUUCAUCUCUCGCCUGAAAUCAAUGCUGAAAAUAUGGAGAUUGGAAUUUCUAGAUCUUCAUCUACAGAAUUUGUAUUUUUGUAUCGCCGUGGUCAAGAGGUGACUGGAAGUCAAAUAGAAGAAUACAAAGGAAGAACAAAGCUUGUAACGGAACAUUUAAAAAUGGGGGAAAUCUCUUUGCUAAUCCGUGAUGUUGGCCCAUUUGACAAUGGCAUAUACUAUUGUUUUGUUCAGUCUGAUAAUUACUAUAAUGAAAACAGCUUGGAGCUCAUAUUAACCAUGUUGGGCACUGGCCCUGUGAUUCGAAUAACUGAUAAUGAUAAAGGCAUUACAGCUGUGUGUGAAUCUAACGGUUGGUAUCCUAAGCCUACAGUUCUGUGGAAGGACAAUCUAGGAAAACCAUUGGACAAUUCAAAUGAGUUGAGCACGGAAGACGAAUCAAGAUUGUUAUCAGUCCAUUCUUUCAUAAACGUCAACCCCAAUAACCCAACAUUUUGCAACUUCAGAUCUGUGUUGUUAAAUAUACAAAAUCAACCAGGAAUAAGGAUUUCAGAUACUUUGUACAACAGAGUGGACCGUUGUUUUACUUCUUUGAUUUUUAUAUAUGCCGUAUUGCUUUUAUUCAUUUUACCCAUCAUGUAUGGUUUGCAUAAAGUUAGAACACUGAAAGCCAAACUGAAAGAAACAGACAUCAAAUUAGAAACUGACGAAGAAUUAUAUUUAAUUAAGAAGAACCUAACAGCUUCUAAAGCAAAUAUACUUUUGGAUCCUGAAACCGCACAUCAUAAAAUCUUGGUGUCUAAGGAGAACAAGCAUGCACAAUGUACUUACAGACAAACAAUGACAAAAACACCUGCAUCAACCAAGCGUUUUGAAAAAAAUUUGUUCAUACUGAGUAAUGAAACAUUCGGUAAAGGAAGCCUCUGCUAUUUGGACUUUAAAGUAAACAACCCUUUAUGUGGUAUUGGUAUAUGUCGAAAUUCCAUUCAGAGGAAUACAAGAAUCAAUAUACAUGAAAAUAAAUUCAUAUGCAUUGUGCACAUUUCCCAAGCUGAAAAUUUCGAUUUUAUAGUUUCUGAAAAAGAAUCUGGCCAGCUAAGAAUCUAUUUGAAUUAUGAUUCACAGACAAUAACUGUUGUACACGUGUCCCAAGUGGAAUCUGUGUCAAAAUCAUUUGAACAUGGACAUGAAGAAGUAUUAUUUUUGCUUGAGAUUCAGGAGAAUGAAGUUACUUUGCUUUAAAUAUAGGGAUCUGGGGGGAGGAGUCUGACCACCGAGCUCUGCGGUCGCAACUAGCGCGAGCUCCGGACCCGCGGGCAGAAUCGGGGAUCAAAUCGACGGCUACCAAGCCAACACUCACCCAAGGGUGCACCGCCCACGUCGGUCUUACUCUCUAUAAUUUGUAUUGAUGGUUGGUCACCACUGGCAAUCUGCCCUCACUCAAAUGCACCUAAAUUCAGUUAAUUGCCUAUAAUGCAGCCUACCCUAGCGUAGAUAGA
Pelobates fuscus (common spadefoot toad) is the source of this 1990-nucleotide messenger RNA. RefSeq names its product butyrophilin subfamily 2 member A1-like. Gene Ontology annotation, molecular function: signaling receptor binding. Gene Ontology annotation, biological process: T cell receptor signaling pathway; regulation of cytokine production. Lineage: Eukaryota; Metazoa; Chordata; Amphibia; Anura; Pelobatidae. The coding region runs from base 336 to 1733 and encodes 465 amino acids. The transcript has 11 exons. The record is from RefSeq and is a predicted model, not a curated record. Gene Ontology annotation, cellular component: external side of plasma membrane.